AUGGAGUCCCGCGGACACUCAAACCCGCUUCUGUCGUUUUCCAGCUUCAUCCACCAACACUGCGUCCGUCUCCGGGCCGACCUCGCGACACGUUUGGAUGACACCAAGCGAGCCCUAGCUCAAGCUCAUCAUAAUCUUCUAUCCCCCAAACACGCCCUCGCCGCCACUGCCACUGCCACGUUGAGUUCCCACCACGUCGCUAAGUCCCUCGUCGGCACCUCUGUUUACACCGUCAGCAAUUCCAACAAUGAGUUCGUUCUUAUCUCCGACGCCGACGGAGCCAAGUCCAUUGGAUUGCUCUGCUUUCGCCAAGAGGACGCCGAAGCCUUCCUCGCUCAGGUUCGAUCGCGGACAAGAGAACUUCGAAACAAGGCUAGGGUUGUUCCAAUUACUCUCGACCAGGUAUACAUGUUGAAGGUGGAAGGCAUUGCAUUCCGGUUCUUACCUGAUCCAGUUCAAAUAAAAAAUGCUUUGGAGCUCAAAUCAGCCAACAAGGCAGGUUUUGAUGGAGUUCCUGUGUUUCAGUCUGAACUCUUGGUUGUGAAGAAGAAGAAUAAGCGUUACUGCCCUGUAUAUUUCUCUAAGGAGGAUAUUGAGCAGGAACUGUCCAAAGUUUCCAGGGCAUCCAGAGGUGUUUCUCAGCAUAUAGUGGUUGGUAGCUUGGAAGAUGUACUGAAAAAAAUGGAGAUGAGUGAAAGGAAUUCAGGAUGGGAAGAUUUGAUUUUUAUUCCCCCAGGAAAAAGUCACUCUCAACACAUACAAGAAAUAAAUAAAUGA
This is a messenger RNA of Sphenostylis stenocarpa, 777 nucleotides long. Lineage: Eukaryota; Viridiplantae; Streptophyta; Magnoliopsida; Fabales; Fabaceae. The record is from the annotation of a GenBank genome assembly.